AGUGUUCAUGCUUUCCAGUAUGAGAGUGAAAGGCAUCCCGCAAAGUGUUUACGACAAAAAUGCUCUAACGCAUCGUUACUCAUCGAAGAUUUGAACACACUUUUUACGAGACGGAUCAGGAACAUUGUGAAGAGAGUGCUUGGCAUCACGUGUGUGUAUUUCUAUUUUGUGAUAAGGGGUGUGGAGAAGAAUGGAGAGUUGUGUUUUUGCUCUCCUCAUUAUGGGAAUCUAUCAAAUUCAAGGUUUGUCCCAUGUAAACGUUCAAAACAGUAAUGGCGGAGUGGUGGAGGUUGGAAACCAGAUACGGCUGGAGUGCGACUACUUUCUGGAUCCGGAUGAGUCAGUGUUGUCGGUUUUGUGGCUUUGGAGUGAUUCACAACAUCAAGAAGACUCGUUCGAAGCCAAUGAAGCUAUUCCAAACGAUACGCUGGACCAAGAGGAGGAACGCGAGAAGAGGAGAAGAUCCCAGCGGAUCUCCUUCUAUCGAUAUCGACCGGGUGAUUCCCAGCCGAAACAGGCCUGGUCCUAUCACAUCCGAGGAAAAUUUACUGUUGAUCUUGAUGGGUCAACGGCCGACUCGGUUCUAGUAAGUCGUGCAACAAUGGAAGCUGCCGGCGUGUUCACGUGCGAGGUGGUAGCGUCUCCUCUAUUUGACACCCAAUCAGCCUCAGAAGACAUUAGGGUGGUCAAAUUUCCCCAUGGGCUACCAGAUUUACAGAUCUUGAAUGACCAAUCAAAACUUCGUUAUCAAAUCGAGGAUACCAUGGAAUUGAAAUGUACAUCCACAGGCAGCAUUCCUAGGCCUAAUAUAACCUGGCAACUUAAUGGAGAUCCGGCCUCCUGGUACGGCGCCAUCAUCUCGGAGCGAGACUUAAUCACUCACCAAGAGCACCUACGGAAAACCAGCAUACUGAAGUUCACGGUCUUAAAUGAUCUUGUUUAUUUGGGGACCAUUAAAAUCCGUUGUGUUGUGUCAAUGUUUCACAUCUAUCAAAGAUCCAAUGAGAUCAGCGUUGAGACUCUGCGAAUAGUGGAAACAUCCUCCAAAGUUCCAGCUCCUUUGAGUGAAUCUGUGAUAAAUGAGCUCUCCAUGAACGUCUCGGAAACUAGUUCAUAUUAUGGUGAUGUGAAGUCGCUUCAAAUAAGCAUGGGUCCUUCAGCUUACACUGCUCGAUGUACGUCAUUUAUCAUGUUGUGUACACUUGUCAAUGUCUUUCUUAUCCUGCCUUACGAUUGUUAAUAAUUCAUAGCCGCCAAUUUGUUCGCA
Tigriopus californicus is the source of this 1267-nucleotide messenger RNA. RefSeq lists its product as uncharacterized. The coding region runs from base 191 to 1240 and encodes 349 amino acids. The record is from RefSeq and is a predicted model, not a curated record. NCBI's taxonomy places the organism in Eukaryota, Metazoa, Arthropoda, Copepoda, Harpacticoida, Harpacticidae. The transcript has 4 exons.